Messenger RNA from Panicum hallii, 1134 nucleotides. RefSeq lists its product as uncharacterized. Lineage: Eukaryota; Viridiplantae; Streptophyta; Magnoliopsida; Poales; Poaceae. Bases 1 to 1134 code for a protein of 377 amino acids. The transcript has a single exon. Gene Ontology annotation, molecular function: protein dimerization activity. The record is from RefSeq and is a predicted model, not a curated record.
AUGGCAAAAUCAUGUCGUAAGGCUAUUUCAUUCUUUGGAGUUGUGCAGCGGAUAUAUGUAUUAUUUGCUAGUUCUACCAAGAGAUGGAGUGUUUUGCUUGAACAUGUCAAAAAUUUAACUGUGAAAUUAUUGAGUAGUACUCGUUGGGAAAGUCGAAUUAAAAGUAUCAAAGCAAUUAGAUAUCAAGCUCCUGAACUAAGAUCAGCUUUGCUAUCAUUGAGUGAAGAUAGCGACACUGAAGCCAAGGAUAGGAGUGAUGCAAAAAAUUUAUUUGAUAUCCUUGGCAGCUUUGAGUUCAUACUUAGUAUGGUUAUUUGGUAUGAUAUUUUGUUUGCUGUAAAUACUGUCAGCAAGAAGCUGCAAUCACCAUCCAUGUGCAUUGAUUCUACCUUACAACAGAUAGAAGGAAUGCUGAGUUACUUUGACACCUAUAGAAAUGAAGGAUUUGCUUCGAGUAUGAUCAUUGCCACUGAAAUUGCAUCUGAAAUGGGUGUAGAGACAACAUUUCCAGUAAAGCGUCGUGCUACUAGGAAGAAACAAUUUGAUGAAACAGACUACAAUGAAGCGAUUUUGCAAGCUGAGAAGGACUUUGAAGUUAAUUAUUUUCUUGUUAUAGUCAACAAUGCAAUCAGUUCACUGAAAAGUAGAUUUGAGGAACUCCAAUCAUUCAAAGGUAUAUUUGGGUUUAUAAUGAGUUCAGAAACCUUGAAGUCAUUGGAUAGUGAUGGACUAAAAGAGUGCUGCACCAAAUUUUCAGAAACUUUCUCUCUAGAUGGUUCAUCUGAUGUUGAGAUAAAUGAUCUAAUUUAUGAGUUAACUGUUAUGCAGUCCACUUUGCCAGAUAGAUCAAUGUCUGCUAUGGAGAUUUUUGAAUUUGUCCAGGAAGCUGAUUGUUAUCCUAAUAUUUCUAUUGCAUACCGGAUCUUAUUUACUGUGCCUGUGGCAGUGGCGUCAUCAGCUGAAAGAAGCUUUUCAAAGUUAAAACUAUUGAAGAAUUAUCUAAGGUCCAUAAUGUCUCAAGAAAGGUUAAAUGGUUUGGCCACUUUAUGCAUCGAGAAGAAAUUAUUGGAUCAGAUCAACAUUAAUGCCAUCAUCGAUGAUUUCGCAUCGAGAAAUGCUAGAAGAAACUUUUAA